AUGUUUCGGCGUUUGUGUUUGUUGGGCAACCCGCAUCGUGUGACAGAGUGUCGGUCGCAUCAGGCGCAAAACAGGAGCCUGUCAGGCUGUAGUCGUUGGACGAGAUACCCGGAGGAGAUGCUCUAUCGGGAUAUGAUUCUGUAUAUAAUAACUUGCAUAGGCAAUUGGUCUUUUGCCUCGUUGUCCAACGCCAUCUGGCUGCUGCUCCGCUUGAACGCCCAUGUCCACCAACAUCAUGCGGUUUAUUCUCCCAGGCGGCGUCCGAUGCCGCCGUACAUAGGCACGCAGGCUCUUCACACUCUUCUCCUCGGCCUCGCCUCACCUGCCCUUCUUCCUACCGUCCUUGUCCUUCCCCCCCUCCGCCACCAUCCCCGCCCUCACGAACCCAUCCCUCGCCGCGGCGUUUAUGACGGCGAACCGCCUCGGGCCCAGCUUCACGCCGCCGUACCACCGCGUCACCACCACCAUGGCGUCCCACAGCUCCAUCACCUGCAUCAGGUGCAGCAGGCGCGAGCCCGCCGCCGUCUCGCCGUCGUCGUCGCAGUCCUGGUACGCCACUGCCGCCCCCCCUUUGUCCUUGCUGCUGCUGGUGUUGCUCGCAUUGGCGGUGGAGGUGGGGGUGGAGGUGGUCGUGGCCGUGGUGGUGUUGCUGUCGCCUCGGAUGCGCCACGCGCUGAUGUUGUGCGUCGCGCUGCGGAUGCGCUUGUCGGACGCGAGGAGGUGCGAGAGGUAGAGGCGUGCCUGGCGGGGGGACGUGACGCGCGCGACGUGCGCCACGAAGGUGGACUUGUUCUCCGUGAUGGGCUCGGAGCGCACCCACGGAGGGGGCUCCAUGGCCGCGAGCAGUCUUGCCUCAUCAUCAUCAUCAUCAUCGUCAUCAUCACGAUGCUUCCUCCGGGGCCCGUUGCCCUCUUCGUCCUCCUCCGCAUCAUCCUGCGCAACAUCCGCAUCGCCGCCCCCCAUCCCCUUCCCCUGCUCAUCCUCCUCCGCCCUCAUCCGCGCAAACUCCUCCACCGCAUCGAAGAGGCACACCACGCCCGGCUCGUACACCCGCCCCAGCACGUCCCGGAACAGCGCCAGGUCGCGCGCCCCCGCGCCCCGCACCCCGCCCGACGAGUGUUCCGUGCCGAGCACCGAGGGCGGCGCCGUCGCCGGGUACGCACGCGCGAAGCCCAGCCGCAGGCUCGACGCCCCGCCGGGCAGUCGCAGCACGUACACGGAUUCCUCCUCGUCCGUGCCUCCCUCGGGGCCCCGACCCGAGUCGCCGGCGGCAGCGGGGGCUGGGGCGUCGGCGUCGCGGGUCAGCGUGCCCUCGCCGUAGAUGGAGUUGAGGGCCUCGACCUCAUCGAGCAGCUCCUCGGACAUGGCUGCAGAGGUUGGUGGUGA
Purpureocillium lilacinum is the source of this 1386-nucleotide messenger RNA. NCBI's taxonomy places the organism in Eukaryota, Fungi, Ascomycota, Sordariomycetes, Hypocreales, Ophiocordycipitaceae. The record is from RefSeq and is a predicted model, not a curated record.